Mytilus californianus (California mussel) is the source of this 958-nucleotide messenger RNA. Its product is annotated as peroxisomal coenzyme A diphosphatase NUDT7-like. The transcript is spliced from 2 exons. The coding region runs from base 43 to 753 and encodes 236 amino acids. Gene Ontology annotation, molecular function: acetyl-CoA hydrolase activity; manganese ion binding; magnesium ion binding. The record is from RefSeq and is a predicted model, not a curated record. Gene Ontology annotation, biological process: coenzyme A catabolic process; nucleoside diphosphate metabolic process. NCBI's taxonomy places the organism in Eukaryota, Metazoa, Mollusca, Bivalvia, Mytilida, Mytilidae.
UUCGGUUGCACUCGGCUCAUUUCGCCGAUCACAUGCAACAGGAUGAAUGAAAGGGUAUAUAUUUCAUCAGAAAAUGUGCGAAAACGGUUUAGUAAACAUGACAUUAGACUGAAAGACAAAACAAGCACGCCACCUGUUUUUGACAAGGCAAGUGUUCUUGUUCCACUUUUUCUAUUGGAUAGGGAAUGGCAUGUAUUAUUGACUGUUCGUUCUAAACACCUACGCUCUCAUUCAGGGCUAGUUGCCUUUCCUGGUGGGAAACAAGAUUCCAACGACCUUGAUGACAUUGAAACGGCCCUCCGUGAAGCUGAAGAGGAAAUUGGCCUUGAUCCAAAUAAAGUCGAGGUUAUUUCGGUGCUUCCAGAGUCAUUUAUCCGACCAAAUGUUAUGGUAACUGUUGUAGUUGGAAUCAUUCCUAACAAUUUUAAGCCUGUGAUAAACGAAUACGAAGUUCAUAAAGUUUUUAGCCUACCACUGAAGAGAUUUCUUAAAGAUGAUUAUACCACUCAAAAAUUCGAAAUUGCUGGAAACCAGGUUCAAAGUUAUUUUUUCAGUGAUGAGGUUGAUGGAAACACAAUCGUCACAUGGGGGUUUACUGCGUCUUAUUGUAUGUUUUCUGCUAUCAUUUUGUAUCAAGACUUUAAAAAAAGAUAUUAUGGGUAUUCCGAUAAAUAUGUAACCCUGGAUUGUCUUUGGCCGGAAAUUUCAUUUACAAAUUACUUGCUUGCUAAUUAUAAUUCUGCAAAAUUAUAGAUAGGAUAGUACAAACAAGUAAAAACAAAAUGAAGAUUCCGGAAACCGUCAAUUUAACGGCAUUAUAGGUUGAGAAAUUUUUUUUCGUCUUAGUUGUUUAAAAAAAAAUAUGUCAAAUUAUUACAUAAUCUCUAAUGAAAUAGCGAGUAAUGUAAUAUAUCUUUGUAUGAAACAAAAAAUUUUAAAAAUUAAAAAUGAAUUGUUA